This is a messenger RNA of Radiomyces spectabilis, 3039 nucleotides long. RefSeq lists its product as uncharacterized. Gene Ontology annotation, molecular function: ATP binding; DNA binding; DNA ligase (ATP) activity. The transcript has 23 exons. The record is from RefSeq and is a predicted model, not a curated record. Gene Ontology annotation, biological process: DNA biosynthetic process; DNA recombination; nucleotide-excision repair, DNA gap filling. Lineage: Eukaryota; Fungi; Mucoromycota; Mucoromycetes; Mucorales; Radiomycetaceae. Gene Ontology annotation, cellular component: DNA ligase IV complex. Bases 120 to 2903 code for a protein of 927 amino acids.
UUUGUGGAUCCCUGAGAAUGGUGAACAGUCACAAUAUUCAAUUGCAUAAGUGAAACGACCGGUUUUGUACGCAAAAAGAAUGCGCGUUGAUCCCAGAUCCAUUCAGUCGCUCGUAAAUCAUGUCGAGCAGUACAUUUCGAUCGCCAUUGUUCACCAACCUGUGUAUGGUACUCCAAAAGAUUAGCAGUAUUCGUGGCACUCAGGAAAAAAAGAGAGUGGUGCAACAUUACUUAUAUCAAUGGCGAGCCGAUUAUGGCGAUGAUUUCUAUGAAGCCAUGCGAUUGUUUCUUCCCCAUCUCGAUAAAAAUCGACGAUAUAACCUCAAAGAAGCCAAAUUGGCCAAGGCAUAUGUAGAUGCAUUAGGCUUGGGGAAAAAGUCCGACGACGCUUAUAAUUUGACCAACUGGAAAUUGCCAUCCACAUCAAAGUAUACCAAAUCCUCGGGCGACUUUGCCGCAGUUGCUUACGAGAUCAUCAAGAGUCGUUCCACCGUCAUGACCCCGACGCAAACUGUACACGACGUGAACAUGAUGCUGGAUCGCCUCAGUCACUCUGAAAGCAAUGAGAAAAAAAAGGAAGAACUGUUCAAAGAAAUCGUAAAUAAUUACACAGCCUUUGAGCAAAAGUGGAUCAUCCGCAUCAUCCUAAAAGACUUAAAAAUCGGCAUGUCUGAAAAUUCCAUCUUUGAUGUUUAUCAUCAUCAGGCACGCCAGCUUUAUGAUGUCUGCAGUAACCUCCAAAAAGUGUGCGAGGACCUACAAAACCCGCUCAUCGCUGUUGGCCAAACCAGCAUCCAAUUGUUCCAGCCUUUCAAACCGCAACUGAGUCUGAGGGAAGUUCCCAAAAAUGUUCGAAAAUUCAGUUCGGAUGGUCGCUUUUAUAUCGAGCAAAAAAUCGACGGCGAACGUAUGCAAAUGCAUUUCGAUAGAAGAUCACAGAGAUUUCGAUGGUGGACAAGAAAAGCGACGGACUAUACGGAAAUGUACGGCGAUAGUCCAAUACCUGACAAACUGGCUGGGGCUAUUUUCAAAAAUUUGAGAGCGGACAGUAUGAUUCUCGAUGGCGAAAUGGUGGCAUAUGAUCCAAACCUCGAUGUUUAUCUCCCGUUUGGUACAUUGAAAUCGUCCGCCAAAGAUUUGGACACGAACCCGCUCAAGGCGAGACCAUGCUUCAUUGUAUUUGAUAUCGUUUACUGUAACAAUACACCCAUGGUCAAUUACCCGCUGGUGGACCGCCUCAAAACACUGAAUGCUGUGGUAAAAGAGAACCGUGGCCAUCUGAAUCUUUUGCCCAGGCUCGAAAAAUCUACCUUGCAAGACAUUGUAGAUGCCCUGGAGAAAGCCAUUCAAAACAGAGAAGAAGGCAUCGUAGUGAAGAACCCUAGCUCUAUCUAUGAGCCUGGUGCUCGAAACCCCAACUGGAUCAAACUAAAACCAGAAUAUAUUGACAGUAUACACGAUAACUGUGACCUACUCGUGGUUGGGGCAAAAUAUGGCACGGGAAGACGUGGCAACCGACUAGCACAGUUUCUAUGUGCUAUACGCGACGAUCGAGUCCCAGAAGCUGAAGGUCCAAAAUUUAUUACGUUUGCCAUGCUGGGCAGUGGUUAUACGAUGGAAGAACUGGAGGAAUUUAGCAAACUAUUACCCAUUGCCCAGCCAUACAAUAGCAAGAAACAACCUCCUUGGCUUAUUCAUCCUCCGAAAUCAAGCGAAGUACCAGAUGUGAUUAUCGAUUACGCAGAUUCAAUUGUGGUAGAAGUGAAAGCAACCGAAAUUACUUGGACUAAUCAAUUUGGCGCCGGAAGCACGCUGCGUUUUCCACGAUUCGUUCGAUUUCGAAAAGAUAAAGGAUGGCAGGAUAUCAUGACGCAAAAAGAAAUGAUCAAUGCUCGGCGAGAGGGAAAAGUGAAUGCCUCUCAAAAACGAGAAUCUACGUCCCAAGCUGAUUUCCUUGGCCAUUCGCCAAGCAAACGAGCGAAAAAGCCGGCAGCCUUUCGACCCUCUCUACCCUAUAAAAUAUUGGAAACGCAGCAAGGCAUUAAUACCGCGGGUCUGAAGAAAAAGAGUCUUUUAUUUGAAGACAUGAUAUUUUAUGUGAUCAACGGAGAGGCUGGUUACAGCAAGGCCGACCUGGAAAAGCUCAUCAUUGAGAACGGAGGCGAUUUCAAGCAGAACAGUGACGGUGCUUAUGUCAUUGCAGGGAAAAAAAAUGUGCGCGUCGAUAGUAUGAUUCAUUUCAAGAAACAUGAUAUUAUCAAGCCGCAGUGGAUACUUGAUUGCGUAGAUCAGCACGACCUGGUCCCUUUAACGCCAAGAUACAUGUUUUUCAUCACGGAAAAGACACAACAUGACUUUCUUAACAGAAUGGACGAGUAUGGAGAUCCGUAUACGGUGGAAGCUACAGAGAAAAGCCUGCGCGAGGUUCUUCCAAAUGUCCCUGUUGAACCCAUCAGUAUGAAGAAUGCGCGUGCUUUGGUCGGUGAAAUUCAUCGGCGAUAUUUCCAGGAUGGAAUUCCCGGGAUGCUGUUUCAAACCGUCGUGGCGUAUGUGGAUUUGCCCAGCAUCGAUUUAAACAAACCGGAUAUCGAAAACAUGACCAUGCAGUGGGUUCACGACCAGCGGAUUCGUGAUAAGCUAAAACUCGUUUCCCAACGUAUAGCCUUUGGAGGCGGACAGAUUGUGGAUAAACCAAAGGAAGGUGUAACUCACAUUAUCAUGGACGCAGAAGACGUAUCACGCUUAAUGCAGCUUACCAAAGCUUUUCGUGGUCAACUGCAGCCGCGCUUUGUCACCACAGAGUGGGUGGAUCAAUGUGUCCGCAACGAAACGAUGCUGGAUGAAGCACGGUUUGAACCAAUCUUUACAAAACGACAAACUGCUGAGAAACCUUUAUUUCACUGAUUGUUUUCGUCCCCAUUAUUUGUAUCAUCGAUUGAGAUGUUGUUUUUCUAUCUUUUUCUAUUUUCUUGUACCGUGAUAUCCAAAACUUGCAUAUACCGAUAAUAAAAUACAACACGAAUGAGACUCGGCGCUUUCC